Molecule: messenger RNA, 1508 nt
Organism: Suncus etruscus (white-toothed pygmy shrew)
Lineage: Eukaryota; Metazoa; Chordata; Mammalia; Eulipotyphla; Soricidae
Gene: OTC
Product: ornithine transcarbamylase
Exons: 10
Coding region: 149-1213 (354 amino acids)
Biological process (GO): L-citrulline biosynthetic process
Cellular component (GO): mitochondrion
Molecular function (GO): ornithine carbamoyltransferase activity; amino acid binding
Source: RefSeq, a predicted model, not a curated record
UGAUAAGGUAGUCAGUCAAAGGGAAACAUUACCUUUGCUCUCUUACUGCAGUCAAAGCAUUCUUAGCUUUUAGGUGGAUCCUAGUGGCUACUGUGGUGAAAGAUAUUUUCAAGAGCAUAGAAUCAAUCAUUCUUUUUAUUAAGAGAAGAUGUUGUUUAAUUUGAGGAUCCUGAUGAACAAUGCAGCUCUUAGAAAUGCUCACCAUAUCAUGGUUCGAAACUUUCGGUGUGGACAGCCACUGCAGAAAAAAAUACAGCUAAAGGGUCGUGACCUUCUUACUCUAAAGGACUUUACAGGAGAAGAAAUUAAGUAUAUGCUAUGGUUAUCAGCAGAUCUGAAACACAGGAUAAAACAGAAAGGAGAGUAUUUGCCUUUAUUGCAAGGGAAGGCUUUAGGCAUGAUUUUUGAGAAAAGAAGUACACGAACAAGAUUGUCCACAGAAACAGGUUUUGCACUUCUGGGAGGACAUCCUUGUUUCCUUACCACGCAAGAUAUUCAUUUGGGUGUAAAUGAGAGUCUCAGAGACACAUCCCGUGUAUUAUCUAGCAUGACAGAUGCCGUGUUGGCUCGAGUUUAUAAACAAUCAGAUCUGGACACCCUGGCUAAAGAAGCAUCUAUCCCGAUAGUCAAUGGGCUAUCAGAUUUGUACCAUCCGAUCCAGAUCCUGGCUGAUUAUCUCACACUCCAGGAACAUUAUGGCUCUCUUAAAGGCCUGACCCUAAGCUGGAUUGGAGAUGGAAACAACAUCCUGCACUCAAUUAUGAUGAGUGCAGCAAAGUUUGGAAUGCACCUUCAGGCGGCUACUCCAAAGGGUUAUGAGCCAGAUCCUAGUAUAACCAAAUUGGCAGAGCAGUAUGCUAAAGAGAAUGGUACCAAGAUAAUGCUGACGAAUAACCCUUUGGAAGCAGCCCGUGGAGGCAAUGUAUUAAUUACUGACACCUGGAUAAGCAUGGGACAAGAAGAGGAGAAGAAAAAAAGGCUCCAGGCUUUCCAAGGUUACCAGAUUACAAUGAAGACCGCUAAAGAAGCUGCCUCUGACUGGACAUUUUUACAUUGCCUACCCAGAAAGCCAGAAGAAGUAGAUGAUGAAGUGUUUUAUUGUCCACGAUCCCUUGUAUUCCCAGAGGCUGAAAAUAGAAAGUGGACAAUUAUGGCUGUUAUGGUGUCCCUGCUGACGGAUUACUCACCUCAACUCCAAAAGCCAAAGUUUUGAUCCUGCAAUAAUGGCCAAGAAAGAAAGGCUGCUUUUCAAUAACCCAAGGAAUCAGCACAUGGGGGAUAGAGACAAGAAUCUAAAAAAUAAAUCCUAAUUCAUGGUGUUGGUGAACUACAUGAUUUUGCUUUGCCAUAGUGAAACCUGUCUGAAGCUCUUAAUAUAUCUAUUUCCCACACUACACAACCUGAUUUGAUUUUAACUUUCUCUGGUGUUUACAAUCUUUGAUUUGAAGUACCAUGUUAAUAAUUACAUACAUUUGAUUGAACUAAAUAAAAAUACUGUGUUCAUAACA